Messenger RNA from Lathyrus sativus (Indian pea), 1632 nucleotides. The record is from the annotation of a GenBank genome assembly. Lineage: Eukaryota; Viridiplantae; Streptophyta; Magnoliopsida; Fabales; Fabaceae.
AUGGCUUCCGAUCAACCUCAACCGCAACCACUAGAAGAACCCAAAACGAUUCCCCUCAAAAUCCUAAUAGACAAAGAAAACAACAAAGUUGUUGCCGUCGAAGCACCCAAACACUUCAUCGACACUCUCUUCAGUUUCCUAUCUCUUCCACUUGCCACCAUCAUUCGUCUCUUAUCAACCAACAACAACGAUCAACAACAACAACAACCAUCAUCAGAAUCAUCACCAUUUCUCGGAAGCAUCAAAAGUCUCUACGAAAGUGUUCAAAGCCUCACUCCAAACGACGUUUGGAACCCUGUAUGCAAACAAAUGCUAUUGAACCCCAGGAAUCCAUGUGAAUUGUUAUGCAAGAAACUGUUCUUGAAUAUUGAUGAUACUGAAGCAUCAAGUGAGUUUUUUGUGUGUGAUACUUGUAACAUGUUUACAACUUUUCAGAACCUUGAUUGUACUUGUGGAAAACCUACUAAUAGAAGGCCUAAGAAUUUGGAUUCUGAAGGUCUAGGGAAUAGUACUAGUGUUGCUGUUGAUGAUGCUUUAAGUGGGGUUUUUGUGAAGGAAAAUGGGUCGUUGUUUUUGGUGUUUGAUGAUUUGAAGAUUGUGCCUAGUUCUUUGGUGACUUCCAUGCAGAUGUUGAUGGAAUUGGGGUAUUCGGAUUUGAGUCAAUUAGAGGAAGUUACACAAAACAUUGGAAAACAAGAGAUAUUGAACAUCCUCAAGUAUGCCUUAACCUCUCAAGAGCCUCUGACAAAAACAAUUUUGAAAAGUAGCUCCAAGAACAAAGCUCACCCGCCAAGCCAGUUUGCUUCAGCAGUCAAAGUAAAAACUUGCACCAGUGACAUUAAAAUGGAUGUUAAGCUAGUGCGAAGUAAAUCUCAGAAAAAGAUAAUCUUUGCAGAAACCGGCGAAAACUUUGUGGACUUCAUUUUUAGCUUUCUUACAAUACCAUUAGGGUCCAUCGUAAAGCUUUUGGAUGGUAACUCUUUUGUUGGAUGUAUUGAUAAUUUAUACAAAAGUGUGGAGAACUUGGACUCGUCCUGGUGUACAGGCUCGCGCUCUGUGUUACUCAAUCCUGGUGUCAUACCGCAGUUUGGUUGUCCAAACCAGCCCCUCAACAUUCCUCAUGUACAACCACCACUAGCUACGUAUUAUUAUGGUACCGGAACACCAAAGCUGUAUAACAAUAAUUAUGGUCAUCGUAUAGUAGAAGUAAAGGUAGAGGGAGGAGUGAUUUCUAAGACAAAGGGAUUGAUUUAUAAUCCAAUACACUUGAUUGAACUGGAUCCAAGAUCCCCCAACAAAUCAAAAGAAGGUGUUGUGGGAUUUAUGAAGAGACCAGCAUUAUAUGGUGUAGGAGAUGAUUUAAAAGUGCAAUCACUAUCUGCAAAUUUUUGUCUCUCAUAUUUGAAAGAACUGAACCUUCCCCUUGAUGAUCUUGAAGUGAAAGUGAUAAGUAUUGGUGAAGUUGAGGCUAUUAGUCUCUUUGCAGCUUCCUUGACAUCAAAAUCCACUCUGACUAGUGGACUUGAAGACUUUUUGAAUGUGCCAAAACAAGAUUCAAAUUUGACUUCAAAAUAUAUACAAACAACUAGUAGGCUUGAUGAACUUGCAAAGGAGCCUAAACCAGAAGACUGA